This is a messenger RNA of Cuscuta epithymum, 1297 nucleotides long. The record is from the annotation of a GenBank genome assembly. Lineage: Eukaryota; Viridiplantae; Streptophyta; Magnoliopsida; Solanales; Convolvulaceae.
GCAUUACAAGCCCUCCCCUGGUUCUGCGUCACGGGAAUACAAAUGUGGACAUCUAAUGUCAUGCUUAUAUUCUGUGACAUUUCUGAGAUGUACUACCCCGGUAGAUUUUGUCGUCAAUUCCGUGCAAUGCAACAUGUUCCUCCCGUGGCGGAAUCUCAAGCUAGACACCAUGCAAGUGGUGCAAAAAAUUCUGGAUGGCCAUUGACACUAUGGGAGGAAAGGCACACCGCUCGUCGUCGUACCGCAAUUGAGUUCGUUGAUGAACCCACAUACACUCCUGCGUACCGUGAAUGGUACAAAGAUGUCGGGAAACGACGGAUUUGCAAUCCGUUACAUGGUCGACCUACAACGAGUUAUGUACCUACUAAUAGGGAGACGAGUACUUUGAUGCAAUGUAUGGGCGAUAUCUAUCGACGCAUGGCAGCUCCAUUUGACGUCGAAGACAUCCGCGAGCAAAUUGCACGAUGCCUUACGGGAUUAGGUGCCGAAAACGUGCUUCAUGAAGACAUCAUUUUGUUUGGGGAUGCCCAUGAUGAUGCAGUGGAUGCUCAUCCUCCACUUCGGCAAGACCUAAGAAAAGAUGCGCCCACUUGAGGUCGGCGUUUCGGGCGCGGUUAUGUCGAUCCACACGUCGAAGAGAAUGUGAAUGAUGAUGAUGAUGAUGAUGGUGACAACGAUAAUCAUGAUGAUGGCGACGACAAUGAUUAUGAGGAUGAUGAUGGUUAUGAUGAUGAUGAUGAUGAAGAGGAUGCCGAAGAUGGUGGCGAAGAAGGAGGACAACCAUCGUCUUAUGUUCAUUCACAUAUCCCUUCCCCGCCUCAUGUACCCUAUCAGUACUCUACACCGAUUGGUGCAUACAUUCCAAUGUUUGAUGCGCCAACGCUUAUUCCACAUGUACAACCAACAUAUGAGACGCGCCCCACCUUUUUAAAUUCACCAGUUGAUUGGUUGGAUAACUUAUUAGGAUCAGAUGCACAGAGCCGAUGGGGGCACGAAGUAGGGCCAAGCACACAACCAAUGGUUGAACAGAGGCCGAGACGGGAAAUACAUUCUCGACGCUGUGGGACAGGGAGUCACUUCGUGGUUCCCGGUCGACACUUUGAAUCCGAUGACUCAGAAUAGUUUUAUAAUUUGUUUUUUUUUUUUGAAAAUCCAUUAAAUUUGAUAUUCUCAUAUUAUGAAGUUGUACGUUUAAUAUUAUCAACUAGUACAAAAGUGUAGACAUUCCUCUCACUUUUUCUGGCAGAUUCCCUGUUGUCAGUACGGGAACCAAUAAAUUAUAAACAGUUUCAUUUCA